AUGCUCCCCCCCCCCAGGUUUGUGCAGUACAAGGCGACGUCGCUGGAGAAGCAGCACAAACACGACCUGCUGACAGAGCCCGACUUGGGCGUCACCAUCGACCUCAUCAACCCUGACACCUACCGCAUCGACCCCAGCGUGCUUCUGGACCCGGCAGAUGAGAAGCUGCUGGAAGAGGAGAUCCAAGCACCCACCAGCUCCAAGAGGUCUCAGCAACACGCCAAGGUGGUGCCAUGGAUGCGCAAGACCGAGUACAUCUCCACCGAGUUCAACCGUUACGGCGUCUCCAACGAGAAACCUGAGGUCAAGAUCGGCGUGUCGGUGAAGCAGCAGUUCACGGAGGAAGAGAUAUACAAAGAUCGUGACAGCCAGAUCGCCGCCAUCGAGAAGACCUUUGAGGAUGCCCAGAAAAGGGGGAGGGGGUGGGAAUGUGGGUUUUUGCCCCCCCCCCCCCGGGGCCGGUCCCAGCUCGGGGGCCACGUGCUCAGGCCACUCGUGGGGAGGCGGCGGCCGUCGAGGAGCAUCGGGGCGGGGGGGUCGCGCCGGGGGGCCGCCGCCGCCAGCCAAACGCUCCUCUAA
This is a messenger RNA of Haliaeetus leucocephalus (bald eagle), 579 nucleotides long. Its product is annotated as RNA polymerase II-associated factor 1 homolog. The coding region runs from base 1 to 579 and encodes 192 amino acids. Gene Ontology annotation, molecular function: RNA polymerase II complex binding; chromatin binding. NCBI's taxonomy places the organism in Eukaryota, Metazoa, Chordata, Aves, Accipitriformes, Accipitridae. Gene Ontology annotation, cellular component: Cdc73/Paf1 complex. Gene Ontology annotation, biological process: transcription elongation by RNA polymerase II. The record is from RefSeq and is a predicted model, not a curated record. The transcript is spliced from 5 exons.